AUGUCGGUAUGGCUGCCCCGCACAUCGCAGAACGCACUCCCAAGAGCUGCCCGCAUCCUCGUUAGGACAAACAGCACCGCAGUCCGUCGCCAGCUGCCUCUCCUCCUCGCACGACCACUCCCCCUCCCUCUCAGUCUCGCCUAUCCCUCCUCUUCCCUUCUCCGCCCCUCCGCCCGUUUCGAAUCCUCUACUGCGUCUUCGCAUUCUGCUGCUGCUGCUCCAUCCGAACCGAAGCCGACUCCUCCCGCACCAAAGGACCCCAAAACGGACGCUCCACUUAUCUCAAGGGUAUGGAAAAAGGUCAAGCAUGAAGCCCAGCACUACUGGCACGGUACCAAGCUUCUCGUCUCCGAGGUCCGAAUCUCCUCUCGUCUCCAGUGGAAGCUUCUCCACGGUGAGGCCUUGACACGGAGAGAAAGCAGACAGCUCCGGCGCACGACCCAAGAUCUCCUUCGACUUGUUCCUUUCGCCGUCUUUAUCGUCGUUCCCUUUAUGGAGCUGCUGCUUCCUGUCGCUCUCAAGCUCUUCCCCAAUAUGCUUCCUUCCACCUUUGAGGACAAGUUCUCUGCGGAAGAAAAAGAGCGUAAGUUACUCCGUGUCCGUCUCGAGAUGGCCAAGUUCCUCCAGUCCACCUUGCGCGAGUCCCCCUUGAAAGCCAACGCACACAUCAUGUCCUCCGACGCGUUCAAGGAGUUCUUCCGCAAAGUCCGCUCCACCGGCGAAUCGCCCUCCCCCGCGGACGUCAUCUCUGUCGCGAAGCUCUUCGAUGACGACCUCACGCUCGACAACCUCUCCAGGCCCCAGCUCGUCUCCAUGUGCCGCUACAUGGGUGUGAAUGCGUUCGGGACAGACAACUUCCUCCGCGGCGCGCUCCGCACGCGCCUGCGCAACCUCAGGCGCGACGACCAGGCCAUCUUUGCCGAGGGCGUCGACCAGCUGAACGCGGCGGAGCUCAGGGCCGCGUGCCAGAGCCGUGGUAUCCGCACGCGGGGCAUCCCGCCCAACAGGCUCAAGGACGAGCUAUCUACGUGGAUCCAUCUACAUUUGCACAACCGUGUGUCGGGCGUGCUGCUUGUUCUCGGGCGUGCGUUUGACUUUGAUCGCACGCCGGGAGUGGACGAGACUGGUAAGAAUGCGAUGCUGAAGAGCAUUGAAGCUGUGCUCAGCGGCUUGCCCGAUAACCUCUUGAACGAGGCUGAGCUCGAGGUAGACGAGAACGCGUCGUACAAACAGAAGCUCGACGUUCUCCAGCAGCAGGAAGAGCUCAUCGAGGACGAGCAGGAGCAGGAGGAGCGCGAGGAGGCGACCCGCCGUGCGAAGCGCGAGGCCGACGAGCUCGAGACGCGCACCGCCCAGUCGCUCUUGCCUGACUCGGAGCUGCAUCCCGAGACCGCCACUCCCAAGGAGCAGGAGGCCAAGGCUCGCAUGACGACGGAGCAGCUCAAGGAGCUUGCCGAGGCGAUGUCGAUUCUCUCGGCCAAGUCUAGCGUGCUCAAGGAGCGCGACGAGCUCCGUGCGUUGAUGGAAGAGAACAUGAGCGCCGACGAGGAGGCUCAGGACUCCAAGUCGCCGAACAGCGCGCUCGCCCAGCGCAUCCGCAAGAUGCUGGACAAGGUCGACGCGCAGCUGCAGGCGUACGACGCGCGCGUCGGCUCCUCGCUGCAGAUGAUCUCGGCCGACGCGCAGGGGCGCAUCUCCGUCGCCGACCUCGAGAAGGCGCUCGCGGUCAUCAAGCACCGGCCCGAAGAGGAAGUCGGGCGCAGUGUGAUCAAGAAGCUCGACGUCGACAACGACGGGUUCGUUGAGCUCGAGCACGUGCUCGGGUUGGUGCGGGAGGAGGGUCUUGGUGAGCACCGUUCUUUUUGA
This is a messenger RNA of Coniophora puteana RWD-64-598 SS2, 1866 nucleotides long. Its product is annotated as LETM1-domain-containing protein. The coding region runs from base 1 to 1866 and encodes 621 amino acids. Lineage: Eukaryota; Fungi; Basidiomycota; Agaricomycetes; Boletales; Coniophoraceae. Gene Ontology annotation, cellular component: mitochondrial inner membrane. The transcript is spliced from 5 exons. Gene Ontology annotation, biological process: intracellular monoatomic cation homeostasis. The record is from RefSeq and is a predicted model, not a curated record. Gene Ontology annotation, molecular function: calcium ion binding; ribosome binding.